GCUGUAGUCCGGGAAACUGUAUCAACUAAAAUGGCGGACUCAGAGGACGAGUUAGCCAAAACAGACGAUGAAAAUCCAUCACCAGAUGCAGAAAAUUACAAGAAUACAGAAAAUACUGCCCAGACACCACAGUCGCCUAAAAAGGUGCCCCCUCGAGGGAAGUCCAAUAGACCAGCAGUUCAGGUAAAUUUGUCAAAAGUAAAGAGAAGGCCGUCUCCCCCCAAGCCAAGCCUCCCCACACCCCUCACAGAAUACGGGUUGGAUGAAAGAAAACAGGCGCGAGCUAAGGCUCGAGCUGAGAGAGAACAAAAAGAAAAGAAAAGGAAGAGAUCAACCACAUUUUACAGUGAUGAGGAGAAGGAUAGAGAGAAGGAGAAACUGAAGGAUGAGAAGUACAUGCAGGUGUUGGAGGACCUGAAGAAGCUGAGAAACUACUACUACCAUGAAUACCGGGACAAGCUGGACACCAAGGUCACCCAGCAGCGGAAAGACAUCCGGCUGAAGAACGAGGCUCAGCAGAGGAAACAACAGUUGCAGGAGGACAAGGAGCGAGAAGCAACUCAUCGAGUGAGGAAACGCCACGACCAUCACAAACUCCAACAUGACGACAGUUACAUGAAGAAUGUUCCCAAGUCAGACGUCUAUCUGAUCCUGGGCCUGCAGGAGAAGCUGCUGAAGGAGGGGAAGCUGCGGGGUCAGGACGACCUGGACAGGUUCUGGAUGGAGAUGAGGAAGCCCCAGGUCUUCUUCUCACACUUCCCAGACGGCCUGGCCGCCACCUCCAGCAUCCACCAGAGCAUUGUGACGUCCGCCAUGCAGUCCCCAGUGAGGGAACACACUCACUCUCUCAGUCAGAUUGCCGAGUCGAAGGAAUCUUCGCGACCCACCACUCACGACACCUGGGCCGUCACACAGAGAUAUAGCCACAUCCACCAGGCCGUAGAGUCUCCAUCACACAGGGGAUUAAACCUCAGCCCAUCCAGACAAGCAGCCGUAGACCUGGAGAAGAGGUUCCCUAAGCUGGAGAUGCCGCCACUCCACUGCUUCAACAUGGACCUGGGACAGAAGCCGCCAGACCCCGAAGAGAUACAGUUGAAGAUGGACUUAAGGCUGAAGGAGAAGCAGAGGCGCAAGUUCUUGAAGAAAUUACAUAAGAUGCACCAGCUAGCCAUGGCCAACAGUGCAGCAGCCACCAGUUCAUUAAGGAAUCUCAGGAUCUUAGACAGGCACACAGACCUUGCUUUCUUGAUGGAUGGACCAGAUUUGACAGAUCUAAUAUCCGAUUAUUACUUGGAGACUCAUGAAUAUGCCCCACCCCUCCCCCAAGCCAGCAGGCGCCUCCCACCUAUAUCUGGUAGUGAGGCUGAGAGGGAGUUGGCGAGUGAGAUGACCCCGACCAUGGUGGCCAGGAUGGCCAUGCCAGAACACGAGCUCAGCACAGACAGCAGAGGGAGUUCAGGGUCAACAAAAUCCAGACAAGAGAAGAAAGUGGAACAGCAACUGGUUUUGUACGAACCGUCCAAACCUCUCCCACUCACGAUGGAAGAAGUCCGUGAUAAAGGCAGGGUUGUUGAGGCGAAGGCUCUGAGUUCCUUCUGGCCAAACUACAUGCAUGCGGGCAGGAAAGUGUUCCUCACCUCAUCCUCAUGAGGCAGGGGCUAAUGACAGGGAGAAAUGUGUCAAACAAUUCAUGGAGUCUCCACCAAGAUACCCUUGCAGGCGUUUUAGUACUGGAUCAACACUGUUUGAACAAUCAGUCACUCAAGUCAUCUAGUGUGUGCAGGAUGUCUGAUCUAAUCAAAGGAUUGCUAGUCCUGCCAGCAUUUCUGUUCUUCUAGGUGCAAGUCUGUUUGAAGAUGGUAGGCAUUUUGAGUCAGUUAUGACAAGUGCAUAUUACGUCGUUCACAUCUGUUUGGUGAUUAUGUUCUUAUCUAUAGACUUUAGAAAUCGCAAGCCAAUUUACACUAUAACAAAGUCAUUCGAAUAAGCAUUAUAAAACAAAAUAAGGUUACAUGUUUGUUCCCAAUAGUGUUGGAAUAGUCUGUGAACAUGAAAAUACCUGUAUUAGAAAUGUUUUGGUAGAAUUGUAUGCACCAGCUGUGAAGUUUUAUUGGGCCAGUUAAGAUUAUGAACCAAUUUGUUGAUCUGUGAUACAUGAUAUUUAUGUCAAUUCAUAUUAGCUCAGAGUUUACGUGUUGAUAUUUCACUUUUUUUUACAUAAUUGUUAUAUACUUUUAAUGUAUAUAAAUGUAUAAACAGAAGAGAUUGUCUUUAA
This is a messenger RNA of Haliotis rufescens (red abalone), 2275 nucleotides long. RefSeq names its product E3 ubiquitin-protein ligase BRE1A-like. The transcript is spliced from 15 exons. The record is from RefSeq and is a predicted model, not a curated record. Bases 31 to 1650 code for a protein of 539 amino acids. Lineage: Eukaryota; Metazoa; Mollusca; Gastropoda; Lepetellida; Haliotidae.